Hirsutella rhossiliensis is the source of this 705-nucleotide messenger RNA. Its product is annotated as kinase phosphorylation protein. The transcript has 2 exons. The record is from RefSeq and is a predicted model, not a curated record. NCBI's taxonomy places the organism in Eukaryota, Fungi, Ascomycota, Sordariomycetes, Hypocreales, Ophiocordycipitaceae. The coding region runs from base 1 to 705 and encodes 234 amino acids.
AUGGACCUCCUGGCCAGCAUCCGCAAGACCGGCUCCAGAGGCGGCGUCAAUUUUAGUUGGGAUGAAGUCGCCAACUCGUCGCAACGCGAAAACUACCUGGGCCACAGCUUGAAAGCGCCGGUGGGAAGAUGGCAGAGAGGCAAGGACCUCAACUGGUACGCAAAGGCCGAGCCAUCCGCCGCCGACUCGGCCGAAACGGACGAGGAGCGGCGCGAAAGAGAACACAAGGAGGAGAUACGCAAGAUCAAAGAGGCCGAGGAAGAAGCCAUAGCUCGCGCGCUUGGGAUGCCGCCUCCGCAGCGAAACACAACCGGGGCGAAUUCCGUCAACACAAAGAGGAACCUCGGCGAGAUCGUUCACGACGGCACGAGGAGUCGGACAGGAGGGACCGGACGCGGCAUAGAAGCAGAAGCGGAAGUCGGCAUCGGCACAGAGGGCACCGGCGACGAAGUCGAGACGCAGCACGGCCAAGAGAUAGGAGUCGUGGCGGACGCGCCAGAGAAUGGGACGAACGUCGACACGGGCGAGAGCGAAGCCGGAGCCGGAGUAUUGACCGGAGAGGUGGAAGGCACAGGGACAGGAGCGGGGACAGGAGCAGGAGGCGGCGGCCGAGAUCUAGAGAGAACCGGAGGCGGAGCACGAGUCCGCGCCCCCGGCGUCGCGAUGCUUGACAUUCGCGGCGGCGCAUUCAUUACAUCAAUGUAA